Adineta steineri is the source of this 1497-nucleotide messenger RNA. The record is from the annotation of a GenBank genome assembly. NCBI's taxonomy places the organism in Eukaryota, Metazoa, Rotifera, Eurotatoria, Adinetida, Adinetidae.
AUGGGUGAUGAAGAAUGGAAACGAUUGAAUAUAACAAAAGGUCGAACAUCGUAUAGUCAAGAACGUAUUUGGCUUGAUGAACCAAUUCGUUCAACUUAUACUGCAAAAGAUGAAAAUUUAUAUGAUUAUAAUUAUGUUAAAGUUUAUCAAAUAGAAGAUGGAUUUUUAUCAAUCAAUCGUUUUCGUCAAUCAAUUGAAAAUGUUAUCAAACGAAAUGAAAUCUUUCAAACCGAAUUAGAUUAUAGUUUAGAUGAACAUGGAAUUGAACAAAUAAUAAAAAAAUCAAAUAAAUUAAAUGAUUCAUUUGAAAUAACAAAAGUUGAUGUAUUUGAUCAAGAUAAAAUUAAUGAAAUUAUUUAUUCGGAACAAAUAACAAAACAUUUUGAUUUAAAUAAAGGAGAAAUUUUUCGUUGUCAUUUAUUAAAACAAUCAAAUAAAGAUAAAAAUCGUUUAAUUAAAAAUGAUUUUAUUUUAUUAAUAUUUCAUCAUUCAGCCAUUGAUAAUUAUUCAAGAUUUUUAUUUUUAAAACAAUUAACAUCAGAAUAUCAAAAUGAAAAAAUCAAUUUAGAAGAAAAUGAAAAUCAAUUAAGAUUUAUUGAUUAUUCAUAUUAUGAACGUCAAUUAGAUUUAACAAAAUGUGAAGAAUUUUGGCAAGAAUUAUUUUCUGAUUAUAGUUUUAAACAAAGAAUAAAUCUUCCAUAUGAUAAUAAAUUAAUUUUUAUAUCUUCUGGUUCAAUUUAUUCAUUUCAAAUUGAUAAAUCAUUAACAAGACAAAUCUUUCGUUAUAAAAAAAAACAAAAUAUUAAUUUUUUUCGUUUAUUUUUAUCAACAUUUUAUUGUUAUUUAUUUAAAAUAACUCAAGAUACAGAUUUUAGUGUUCUUGGUGUAACACCAAAUCGUUAUAAAUCUCAAUUAACAAAUAUUAUUGGACCAUUUGAAAAUUUUAUUGUUUAUCGACAUAAUCUUGAUCCACAUCAAUCUUUUAAUCAAUUUAUUCAAACUAUUGAUGAAUUCUGUACGAAUAUAAAAGAAAAUAGUUUUUAUCCUUAUCAAAAUUUAAUUGCAUAUGCAAGAAAAUUUGGUUCAAAUCAAACACCUUUUUCUCAAGUAUCACUUCGUGUUGAUAUUAUUGAUGAUCAAUGGAAUCUUGAUCCGGAGAAUAAUCUUCUUUUAAAUGAAAUUAAUUUAACAAAUCAUAGAGAAUUUAAACGAGAAACAAAAUUAUGUCCUGUUGAUUUAACUUUAAAUGUAAAAAUUAAUUUAGAAAAACAAACAAUUCAAUUUUAUUUUGAAUAUGCAAAUAAAUUAUUUGAAGAGAAAACAAUUGAUACUUUUGCUGAUAGAUUUAAAAAAAUACUUGAACAUUUAUUUGAUAUUCAAUCGAAUUUUGAUUUAGAUGAAGAACCCAUUUAUAAAUUAUCAAUUAUUUUACCAUAUGAAGAAUCACUUAUUAAUGACUUAAAAGUUAAUGAUAGACCAGAAUUAACAUAUCGUUAA